Messenger RNA from Octodon degus (degu), 1707 nucleotides. Its product is annotated as bifunctional apoptosis regulator-like. NCBI's taxonomy places the organism in Eukaryota, Metazoa, Chordata, Mammalia, Rodentia, Octodontidae. Gene Ontology annotation, biological process: proteasome-mediated ubiquitin-dependent protein catabolic process. Gene Ontology annotation, cellular component: nucleus. The record is from RefSeq and is a predicted model, not a curated record. Gene Ontology annotation, molecular function: protein binding; ubiquitin protein ligase activity.
AAGUGAAGUCACCACCUUGCCUUCUGCGGGGGUUCCUGCAGGGGACUAUGGCUGGGUAAGACCCGGGAUGGAAAGAAUGAUUCCAUGAUGCUUUGUAGCAGUUUCCCCAAUCUGAAAUUUUCCAUGUCUGUGGAUCCCAAAAUUUGCUGAGAUGGAGGAUCAUCAAAAAAAUGACCCAAACAUUGUGGAUCCAAAGAAAGAUGACCCUCUCAAAAACACUCGCCCUCAGAUUUCUGUCAAUGAAUUCUCGUGUCACUGCGGUUAUGACAUCCUGGUUAACGCCACUACCCUGAACUGUGGGCACAGUUUCUGCCAGCACUGCCUUGCUUUGUGGUGGGUGUCAUCGAAGAAAACGGAGUGUCCAGAAAGCAGAGAGAAAUGGGAAAGCUUCCCCAAAGUCAACAUUCUCCUCAGAGAUGCUACUGAGAAGUUAUUUCCUGAUGCCAUUAGAAUGAGAUUUGAAGACAUUCAGCAGAAUAAUGACAUUGUCCAAAGUCUUUCAGCCUUCCAAAAAUAUGGGAAUGAUCAGAUUCCUUUAGCUUCCAACCCAGGCCGAGUGACUCAGCAGCGAGGAAGGGGCUUCUUUUCCGUAGUGCUCACAGCUUUAACUGAUGUGGCAGUGGUGCUGCUUGUGUGUCAUUGGAGCAGCAGGGAAUCUGAACACAACCUCCUGGUCCACAAGGCUGUGGCCAAAUGGACAGCAGAAGAAGUUGUCCAUUCUGAGCAGCUGGGCCCAUGGACCUCCCACUACAGUGACAGGUUUUUAUCAGAAAGAGUAAAUGGAAGAUUGCCUCUAACCCUGACAGAGGAAGAAUUUUCAAGAGUACCUUAUACCAUAGAAAACAGCAGCCACAGAAGAGCCACCCUUAUGGAGCUGGAGCAGGUCAAAGCACUAGGUGUGAAGGCCCCCCCCCAUCUCUGGGACUAUAAGGCUGUGAACCCAGGCAGGUCCCUGUUCCUGCUGUAUGCCCUCAAGAGCUCCCCGAGACUUGGCCUGCUGUACCUGUGCCUGUUUGACUACACAGACACCUUCCUGCCCUUCAUUCACACCAUAUGUCCUCUGCAGGAAGACAGCUCUGGAAAGGACAUUGUCACCAAGCUGUUAGAUCUGAGAGAGCCCAUCAGGAAGCAGUGGAGAGAGUUCCUUGUCAAGUACUCCUUCCUCCUGUACCAGCUCAUUGUUGAAUUUGCCUGGGACUGGCUGGAGGUGCAUUACUGGACAUCGCGGUUUCACACUGUCAAUGCCAUGUUACUCUUGGUUCUCAAAUUAUUCUCUUUUUGAAGGAUCUGGUCCAGAGGUGAACUAAAGACAGUACCUCAGAGGAUGUGGAGCCAUUUUUGGAAAGUGUCAACACAGGGGCUUUUUGUGGCCAUGUUCUGGCCCCUCAUUCCUCAGUUUGUUUGCAAUUGUUUGUUUCAUUGGGCCCUGUACUUCAACCCAAUUAUUAACAUUGAUCUUGUAGUCAAGGAAGUUCAACGGCUGGAAACCCAAGUAUUGUGACUGGUGCUGCCCAAGCUCCAAGAAACUCCUCAGACCUCCCAGAGGAGGGAGUGACCAAGUGGACUUCCUGUUUUCUACCCCAGUAAACAAGGUGCUGCUUUGUAUGUCAAAGGCUUCAAUAAGGUCCUCUCUCCUGCCAUGGCUCUGCAGUGACAGACUGAUAACCAGAACAAGGAGCACUCUGUUCAGCCCAUGACAGACGCACC